This is a messenger RNA of Engraulis encrasicolus (European anchovy), 1910 nucleotides long. RefSeq lists its product as uncharacterized. Lineage: Eukaryota; Metazoa; Chordata; Actinopteri; Clupeiformes; Engraulidae. The transcript is spliced from 12 exons. Bases 293 to 1567 code for a protein of 424 amino acids. Gene Ontology annotation, molecular function: 2 iron, 2 sulfur cluster binding. The record is from RefSeq and is a predicted model, not a curated record.
GUCAUUGAGAGGGCAUUUUUGAUUUAGGACCUCCGUUAGUGGGCCUGUCCCUAAUAAAGCAGGCAACCUCUAUUUGGCCACGGUCAGUGUAUUGCUACUGUUUAUAUUCCGCAACAACAGAUGGCAGCAAGCCUCUUUCUUUGCCUGAACUCGCAUAAGAGGAAGAAAAUGUAAACGCGUCUGUCAGCUACCAACGUGUUCAGCUAGCCACAGUAAACACUGGUGUAAUGUUGCCAUUCACUUCAUCGGGUUGAGUCGUUCUACAUUUUGAAAACACGCAUUAACUUCAUGCAUGGAGCAUUUCGAAGAAGAUUUAGUGGAGGCGCUGAAGGAAAUAGUGAGAGACGGGAAUUGGCAAUGUGUUGGAGAGGAGUCUGCGUUUCAAUCGCCUUGCACGAAGUUGUUUUCUGAGGACGGCGAACAUUUGGUAUUGGUGCGCACCGAAGAUGACAGAUUCUGGGCAAUGGAUUCGGCUUGUCCCCAUGAAGGUGGUCCAUUGGAACUUGGCGAUAUCGAGGACCUCGGUGAUGGUAGAAUGGCACUGAUCUGUCCUUGGCAUCAUUUUGACUUCUGCCUGAACACAGGAGAGUCUUCCACUGGACUCCAGAACCAGGUGUACGACGUGAAGGUGGUACAAGGCCUGAUAUAUGUCAACACACAGAACGAGUUGUCACAGACUCCUUUCCCUGAAACCAAAGCACCAGAAGUCGAUAAAUUGUACAUAGAGGGUGGUGGUGAGCAAACACAUGAGAACAGCCUGUGCUACUGGGCCACAAAGAUCCUCUGUACUCCAGACCCAGAGGAGAAGGUGAGCUUGACCCUGGAGGUGCAGAGGAAGUGGAACAGUGGGGAAAUCACUGAGGUGGGGGAGAGCACGCCCCCAGCCCAGCCAGGCAGGAAAGAGAACCUCACGGUGCUGGAGCCAGGCAAAAUCAAGCGCGGCAAAGGAGGAACGCUGGCCAGCCGUGUGGCCUUGCUCCACUCCUUAGCGAACAUAGAGCAGUGGGCCAUCGACCUGUCCUGGGAUGUGAUCGCACGCUUCUCCAACACCAGGCUGAGCACAGGGGAGCCGCUGCCAAGACAGUUCUUCAGUGACUUUGUCAAAGUGGCAGGGGAUGAGGCCAAGCACUACAACCUACUGGAGAAGCGCAUCACAGAACUGGGCAGCUACUUUGGAGCCCUUCCUGUCCAUAAUGGACUGUGGCAGUCCGCUUCAGACACUGCUCAAGACCUUCUGGCACGUCUAGCCAUAGUCCACAUGGUGCAUGAAGCCAGAGGUCUGGAUGUGCACCCUCAGACGCUGUCCCGCUUCGCUGCCCAGGGCGACGCCAAGUCUGUGGAGGCUCUGGAUGUCAUCUAUGCAGAUGAGAUCACCCAUGUGGCAGCCGGCCUGCGCUGGUUCACCUACGUCUGCGGAGAGGAGGACCGGGAUUGCGUGCCCACGUUUCACAAGCUGGUCAAGAUGCACUUUAAAGGCUACCUGAAGCCCCCAUUCAACACAGAGGGGAGGACAACAGCUGGGAUGACAGAAGAGUGGUAUGUUCCUCUUGUGAAGCCCUCCAGCUGACCGAAGGGGAAAGCCACAGUCUGGCUCCACACAUCAUCACCCUGCUACUAAGAAGGUCGAAGGCCAGACAGGAUCCUAAAGGAUUUUAUAAACAUGCUGCUGAGACCUGAAUAUCAUUAUUACGUUUGUAGUUUAUUAUUCCUGGUGGAAAAGAAAAUGGAGGAAGACAGAAGAAGUUGAGAAGAGAGGCCUGGAGGUUUCCUUUCUUAAAAUGAAGACAUAUGCAUGAACUUGACAUAUGCCAGUCUUUUUCAUUUCUAUGUAAUGUGCAUUUAUGUACAUUGUUUUAAAUAUUUUGGAAUUUUAUCAUUAAACUCUUAAUACAGUUAUAUGAAUAAUGAGA